AUGUCUUUUCUUGAUACUCUGCGCCAAAAGGCGGCCUCUGUCAGGCUGCUAGACAGAAUGGUGGACGUCAGUCAACCAGUAAGCCGAGAUCAAAAAAUCCGGAAUGAAUUUAAGCUACCUCCGGAGGAAUUUACUCUCGACGAUGCCAAUGCAGAUAUUUCUGUCAUGCACCCUUACGACAAGAUGAAGAAUAAACCUGCGGAAGGACAGAGCAGCCGUGCUGCACGGUAUGUUUAUUCUGGGCAUUUAUAUCUAACAGCACACUAUUUGCUUUUCAAGGACUCGUUUGAUAGUACGUCCUGUACCCUCACCAUUAACUUGAGCACUAUUCGUAAGGUGGAAAGAGGAGCAGCAAAUUCGUAUACCACAUCUCUGACUUUAACGCUAUACAGCGAAUCACAAGUUAUUAUUAAUUUCAUUGGCCUGAGACACCGAACCGAGCAAUUUUGCAGAAAAAUGAAAGAUGCCCUUCGCGAUAAUGUACCUAACACCAAAAACUUGAGUCCUUUCUUGGAAUCUUGCUACUCGGAAUAUUUGAUUGCCAAAAAUAUCUUGGGAAACUCUGACAUCCAUCCUCCUCCAACGGGGCUGGGCUACAAGUUCAGAUAUCCGGGAGACGCCUCUAAAGAAAAGCCCAAACUAAAACUGUGGUUUGACUACUUUCAGAAGCAGGGGAAGAACCUGACGAUAAUGAAAACACCUUUGUUUCACAAGGCAAUUAGAGUGGGGGUUCCGAACCGGUUACGGGGUGAAAUUUGGGAACUAUGCUCUGGUGCGAUGUACUCUAGGUUUGCCAAUCCAAACGCUUAUCAGCAUAUUCUGGAAGCUAACACAGGUAAAGAAUCGAGAGCUAUUGAAGAAAUUGAAAAAGAUUUGAACAGGUCGCUACCAGAAUAUGCUGCGUAUCAAGAAGAAACAGGCAUCAGCAGAUUGCGAAAUGUAUUAACUGCCUAUUCGUGGAAAAACCCCGAUGUAGGAUACUGUCAGGCAAUGAAUAUACUAGUGGCCGGACUAUUGAUUUUUAUGACUGAAGAGCAGGCCUUCUGGUGCCUGGUGAGCAUUUGCGACAAUUACGUGCCGGGCUACUACUCUAAAACAAUGUACGGAACCCUGUUAGACCAAAGGGUUUUUGAAUCCUUUGUCGAGCAGACAAUGCCUCUUAUGUGGGAACACAUAACCGAAAAUGACAUUCAGCUGUCGGUAGUCUCACUUCCCUGGUUUUUGUCAUUGUUUUUUACUUCUAUGCCGUUGCCGUUCGCUUUUCGAAUCAUGGAUUUAUUUCUGUUGAAUGGGCCAAAUGCAUUGUUUCAGGUAGCGCUCGGAAUCUUGAAGGUAAAUGGAGAUGAUUUGUUGGAGGUGGAUGACGAUGGAAUGUUCAUUGCCAUUUUAAAAAGAUAUUUCCAAACUUUAGACCAGAGCGCCAACCCUGAUUCCUCAAAUCCCAAGUACAGGCAAAUAACAAAAUUCCAGGAGCUCUUGGUAACCUCUUUCAAAGAGUUCAGUAAUAUAACGAUCGACUUAGUUGAGCAGCAAAGAAACAGAUACAGGAAAGACAUUCUGCAUAACAUAGAGUCAUUUGCCAAAAGAACACAGUUGCGUAACCUUCCUUCAACGCGCAACCUAAGCCAAGAAAAUUUAUCAAACAUUUAUGAUUUGUUUUAUCUCUCAAUAGAGAGCCAUAAAAUCAGCAUGGGUACAGGCUCGUCUAAUAUGGAUUUCGAGGCCUUUAUUCAGUUUUUGAGCUCUUUUUGUGACUGGUGUAAGCCAGGCGACAGCGAUCACAUACCCCGGUUCCGUAAACAAAAACGAGAGUUCCUCAAAAGGAUGUUUAAUAGAUGGGAUAGAGCUGAAGUUGGUGAGCUAACUCUCAACGACGUUGUUUACGGCUUAGAUGCCGCGCUUUCGAAGGAUCUCAUGUCUUCUAUAAACUAUUUUUUUGGUUUUUUUGAUCAAUCUGGCAGUGAAACGGUCAAUGGCGAAGGUAUUUUACAAAUAUCAGAAGCACUUCUGUUUCUAACAGACGCUUGGAAAAGCGGGAAGUGUGUAGAUAAGUUGACUAAGCGCGCGAUAGAGGAUGACAUUGCUGAUUCGUUGGUAUUGAAAAGCUCGGCCAGUGGCCAAAUGUUAGAAGACGUCCAACUGCCUUCUGGCGUGACAAUUGAGGAGGAAAAAUACAAGCAAGAGCAAACGGAGCGAUACCUUUGUGCGGCCAGUAACUUUCUCCAACGAUCAUUUGAAUAUUCGAAGGCUACAGAGCCAACAGAGGAGGUUGACCUCCUUGAUCUUUCCGAUACCGAUGGAGAAAAUGACGAUGCUAAGAAGAAAAGGUGGGAGGCUUUGAGAGCUAAUGCUGCAUUAAAUCCCGAAAAGCGAUCUGUGAUGAACUUGGCCACCUUUCGAAUGAUAAUUCUCGCUGACGCAACAUACGAACUAUUUUUCGCCGAAACAUUCAGAAAAUCUAUUCAUGUUGAUGAGAAAGUCGUGGCUCUGGAUGGUCGCGGGGGUGCACUAAGGAGCAUGUUUGAUGGGCUCCUGGCGGAUGGGAAGAGGGUUGCAUCACAAGUUCGUCGCAGGGUAGAUUCUGUCGCAACUCGAAACAGUGUCUCCUCCGGUUCGGCUCUGGAACUCUCUGAUAAUCAGGACGAAGUUGACGAUUUUAGCAAUGACCAUACCUUCGACGAGAACGAGGUUUUAAAAAACGAGCUUCUUUCAUUCGACGAUGGAAAGGAUGAUGGCGAACGAUCCGCACAACAACAAAAAAAGCUGCAGACGUUCUCUUUCAAUGACGAUCCGCAGUCCAGAGAGAACAGUUUGAUAGAGUUCGAAACCUAA
Molecule: messenger RNA, 2832 nt
Organism: Lachancea dasiensis
Lineage: Eukaryota; Fungi; Ascomycota; Saccharomycetes; Saccharomycetales; Saccharomycetaceae
Source: the annotation of a GenBank genome assembly